Molecule: messenger RNA, 6508 nt
Organism: Maniola jurtina (meadow brown)
Lineage: Eukaryota; Metazoa; Arthropoda; Insecta; Lepidoptera; Nymphalidae
Gene: Rca1
Exons: 2
Coding region: 217-1566 (449 amino acids)
Biological process (GO): regulation of mitotic nuclear division; negative regulation of meiotic nuclear division
Cellular component (GO): nucleus
Source: RefSeq, a predicted model, not a curated record
UAUAGCUGUCAAGAGGGCUUUUAUGUUCAUUUACGAAGUGUAACGUAAAUAAUUUUAAGAUAAUUGGUAAAAACCAUUUUGUUUUACGCUAUCCCGUUAAUUAAUCUGCACUCAAUCACUUCUACAAUAAAAUGAAACUUUCAAAAUGAGUCAAGCCAUGUGCAAUGUGCUUUAAAGAUUGUGUUUUGUAACUUCAAGUCCAUUCGUAACGAUACAAUGGAUAUUCACUCUGAAUAUAUGGAACCUGUAACGCCAGGGCUAAGUUACGAUAAUUUUGGUUAUUGGAAGACUGAAGAUAGCGGCUACCAUACUUCAUACACCCCAGGUUCAUUAGAGUGUUCAGAGAUAUCCAGUGAAAACUUCAACCCGAUAUUCAAGGGCCAAAUUGGCUUUACAGGACAGUUUCAAGUGGGCUGUUAUGAUAUUCAAUCAGAUGUCAAUUUUCGACCAACGUUGCAGUUUAGUGCAGGAAUUAUCCGAUCAAGAGAAAGUUAUGCAGAAUCACCACAAAAUCGAAGAGGUAUCAAACGAGCGUAUAAUGGAGAACCAGAAAAUAGAGAUGUCAACUGUGGCUCCAUCCCAACUCCUACAACUAUGAUAGCUGGAGGUUUAUGUAAACUAAGGUUUAGUGAUAAAAAGUUCAAUGGAUCUUAUUCUUCUGUAAGUUUUGAUUCUGCAGAUCUCAUAGCUGGAGAUUUAUGCUCAAAAAAUGAACAUAUGCACACUCCAUAUCCUACAACACCAAUUAAAAAAGUUUGUAGAAGUAAUUGCAAGUUGAGUAGUCCUUUGAACCCAAGAAAACCAGUAAAGAAACUUAACUUUGCUAUGCACUCUCUGUUGUGUGACACACAAGCACUACAACCAAUCCUCAAGCCUAUAAAACCUCACAAUAGUGCUGCUAAGGCAUAUAAGUUUAGGCCAAAUCAGAAAAUUGACAUAAUAAAGAUGUUGUAUCAAGAAGCAAAUGUUAUGCCGCCAAUAAUGAAAAUUUUCAGUUAUUUGUCAAAUGAAGAUAUUUAUAAGUUUACUUUAGUGAGCCCUCUCUGGGAAAAGGUUUGGGAAGAUGUCAGCAAGGUGAAGUCUAAAAAGCAGGAGUAUUUACACUACCUUCAGGAUGUAAGGGAUAAUUGGGAAAAUAAAAUGUCCACUCCAAAGAGUGGUGAAACAAAUCAAAUAAGACCUUUAAUGGAGAUUCACAAUGUGUUAAAUAAUCACAAUAUUUUAACCAAGACUACAAGUAUUCCUAUUAGCCCUCCAGGAACACCUAAAACCAUAAAAUUCAAAAGAUUUGCUAAGGCUGCCUCAUUAGAUCUACGGCAGCAGCUAUCCUGUGGGCGAUGUCAACAACCUGCCAAAGUUACAGAAGAAAGUUCUGGAGAGGAAUGGGCCGAAUGCACCAGUGUCAGUUGCUCCUACCAGUUUUGCAGGUUUUGCAAGUGUGAUAGGCAUCCAGGUAAGAAUUGCUUUAAAUACGACCUUGAUGGCCCUAGUCCUUCAAAGAGAAAGAAGAAUACAUAUGCUGUAGGCACCAAGAAAAGCAGAAAAAACUUACGAAGACUCCUGUGACUUUAAUGUUAUAGUAAUUGUAUUCUGAUGUACCAGUGAUUUACAUAGGUUUUGUUUGCAUUCCAUACCCAAAGAUAUGAUGAUUUCAAAAAUCAUUUGUAAGAGAUUAGUAUGAAAUAAUUUUGAUUUUAUACAAUUGGGGAUUCCCCAGGUCUGAUUUUGUGCCAUUUUUUAUUUGAUAAUUUUAAAGUAGACAGCAUUAACAAUUUACUUUAAUACCUCUUGCUGAUGUAUUACAAUUUUUUCAAAAUUUUCUAAAGGCAACAACUUUGUUAAAUCUUUUAGAAUGAAAGCAUACCACUACUACAAUGUAGUUACCUCACUCCUUCAGUUACUUAAGUCAGUAUUAAGUACUUAACCAGCCCAAUUGUCUAUCCAUUUAGCAUUGUCCAUUUGUCCUGUUGCUGCUUGCAUUGCCCCUCAUGAAAUAAAACCCAAAGAAGGAUAGUAUCUCUGAAUAUUUAGUUAUGAAUGACGUGUUCCAGGAACGACAAUCUUAAUUUUCUGUAAUCUGCUAAACCAAACGUAAGCCUCUUUUUCCUUUUGUAAAUUGUGUGUACUUCUGUAUAGUAAUGACAGCUCAGUCCAAAAGAAGGAUGUGUGUAUACAAAGUUGUUUAAUGCUAAAGUUUAAUGCUUUUAGAAAAUUUUUGUUACUACUAGAAUAUUCUCACGGAGGAUUACCCAUGAUGUAGGAUAGUGUAAUAGACUGAUAUUAUAUUGCCAUAAACAAUAACAUAAGGUUGACAGUUUUUUGUUAUGUAUUAAGUAAUUUGAGCUCAAAAUUUUGAAGGGUUUUUAUAAUUUUAAUUGUAACUAGUUAUACUAUGCUAGAUUUAAAUUUUUUGGGAUCUUUUGUCAUAAAAUUCAGUUAAUAAUAAGUACAAAGAACAUCAACUGUGAUAUUACAAGUAAUACUUCAGUCAUAUCAUCAGUUUUUACGGUUCAAAGCACACAACAUUUUUGCACUGUUUGACAAUGUCUUACCUCACUUAUUUAGGAAAUAAAUCUUGUAUAACAUAGUUACUCAUUAGAGUUAUUAAAAUUACUACUUAGUUUGCAACAUCACUGUAUAUGUUUUUUUAAGUUGAUAAUUAAGAUAUCUUAAGAUACUGUUGAUAAUUUUUUUUCGAAUAUGUACUUGGUCAAUUUUCUCAAAUCACAUUAGUUAUCACAACAAACAUUCAUAAAAGUAAGUGAUAUAACAUUGCAUUGUUUGUAUUUUAUCAUUUUUAUGUAAUAACUUCUCAAUUAUUGGAAGAUAAUCUUAGCAGGUGUAACAAACCUGUGUUUUUUUAAAAUACUUUAUUAUUUUACUGCAACAAGUAAAAUAUUAUAAUACUCUUAUUUUAUUCUAGUCUUUAAUUCGAAAUGUUCCAUUUCAUUCUUAUUUUUAGAAAAAAAAAACUGCCAGCAGCAGUUCUUAGGUUCUUUAUCCGGUUAUAAGUAAAAUAGUUAAAAUUCUGAAUUAUUGACUUUCCCCCAGUGUUUAAAGAUAUUAGUUUACAGUGAAACUGGCCAUUCAACUAACAUAAUAUUGUUCAAUCAAUCAUUCACAUAAGACUGGAUGAUAAGUCGAGCCAAUGCCAUGCAGAUCUUCCUAAAUGUCACCACCUCUAAAAAGUUUUUAUAGCCGUAUUAGUCUAUAUUAACAUUGUAAAGAGGUAGUUGUUCGCGUUUUGUAUUCCACUGCAACUUAGCUCUUGACUGUAACUUCUCUUGAUGAUACAGCAUAGGCUGAGAUAGUUGCGGGCUAACUUGGAAGGGGUAUGACUGUUUGUAUUAAGCCCACACCCCAUAUCGGUUUCUACAUGGUAUCGGACUGGAAUGCUAAAUUGCUUGUGAGUUUGUAUGUAGAUGGUAAUCUCCGGAAUUAAUCAUCUGAUUCGGAAAAUUCUUUCACUGAUAGAUAGCUACACUAUUGCCGAGGCUAUUUAUAUAACGCGGACUAAGUGCCGUACAAAAACUAAUUUAAAUAACACACAGAGUGGAGUAGCAUACUCGCAUAUUCGUUUGGUUAGAAUUAUCGUUUAACCUUAGUGAAAUAAUAUGGAGAUUACAUAUCAUUGUGGCUUUAAGAACAGUAAAGUAGCACAUUGGUAAGAAAAACAUGGGCCAAAGUAGCAACUCAAUCUUAUAUUAAAAACUUGUUUUAUAACGGUAGUUGGUAAUAGGUGCCAAUAUCCUGAUCAAAAAGGGAAUGUGAGUUGAAAAGCUUCGGUAAAUAUUGAAGGGUUAAGAACGACAACACACGAAGUUUACUAAAAAACUCGUGCCCAUUUGCCGACAUGAGUGUUUCAAACCUGUUCUUAAAACCGCUAUAACACAGGCUUAACAGCGACAAAAAAUAUUUUGCGCAGCGUUUGCGGUUAGUACAUUUCUUUCAUUCCAAAAUCCAAAUCCAUGCACGCAGUAUUCUAAAGUUAGUCAAAUGUAUACCUAAAACAAACGUAUCUAUUUAAAAGCCGGCUAAGUGCGAGUCAAACUCGUGCACCAAGGGUCCUGUAUCUUAAAAAGAAACGUAUACCAAUUAGUUUUUUGGUUAGAUAAAAUUUAUUCGGCUGCUUACCUCAAAAAUAAAUCCCGUUCGGGACUGCAUAUUUGUUUGUAAAAAAUAUUGCUCAUUAAAAAUAAACUUUAGAAAGACAUCACUAGAUUCAUUUUAAAUCAAAUCAAAUAAUUUUUUAGAAUUCCUGUAAUAUUUUAUAAACCUUUAUUAACUCUAAUUAUUUCAGAUUUUUCGCUUUGCGAACUUCGGAAAUAAGGCGCAUGAUAUUUUUGAGUCAUUUUUCAAAAAAAAUAUUAAAAAGAUGCGACUUAGGGAAAUAAAAAUCUAUUUUAAGUUGUGCAAAUGAAGCUUUUAAUGUCAUUUCCCAAUUGAUCUAAAAAAAAUAGUUUAAAAUUCGGCCGCUUUUGUAAUAAGUAAUAUUUCUUGCACUGGGCAAUCAUUAUUAAAUCUAUUCCAAACUUCAAGUUUACGUUUUCGACAUACGUUUACUAAAAUAAGCAGCUGUGACGGACGGACCGAUGGACUUUAGUUACACCAUAAGCAAUUUUCACAAUUUUGAUACAGAAUAAGUUUAAAAGCUAAUUAAGUAUGUAUAUAAUAUUUAUAUGUAUUGGGAUUCAGUAUCAAACAUCUCAUACGAGAUUAUGUCAUUGGACAAGAAGGUAAAAUCUCGUACAAAACAACGAAGUAUUUUAAUCUUAACCGGAAAAGUAAUAAUAAUAAUUAAUAGUUUCAUUUUUAAUAUUAUCUUAAUGUGCCUUAAGAAGAAUAAAAGGCUUAAGCCUUGGGACCAAUACUUGCAGGUUUUAUGUGUAUUUUAAAUUUGUAAAUAUUUAAAUUGGAAUAAGUACUAUUUUAUUACUUUAACAUGAAAAGAGUCAUUUAAGUUAGUUUUUGAACGAUUAACUUCGUAGUUAUAGUGUUUUUUAAUAUAGUUUUAGUUAAAACUUAAAUCAUUUCUGAAAAUAAAGUCAAAAAUUACAUCCACAAUUUCACAACAGUAUUUUCGUAAUUUUUCAAAUUAGGAUUAUGUUACGAGGCAAUUAUUAAUAUACAUCGGGUUAUUAUCUAUAUUAUUAAUAUUUCAUAAGAACAAAUGCCUACCAUUUUCCAUUCAUAUACCUAACUUUUAUAUAUUGAUUACAUACAACUUACAACACCUGACUGCAUGUCGUGUAGUUUCGGAUAAGACUGAUCUAUAAAUCAUGGGAUAUAUAGAAAAGAUUUGAUUUGAAACCACAAAGUAAUCAUCACGAUCAACCCAUCGCUGGCGCACUACAGAGCACUGGUCUCCUCUCAGAGUGAGAAGGGUUUUGGAUAGUCGUAGUUUUGGAUAGUCGUAUCAGAAUGGUCGAGUGCGAAUUGGAAGAUUUCACACUCCUUAUUAUGGAGAACUCAGAACUCUCAGGCAUGCAGGUUUCCUCACGAUGUUUUCCUUCACAGUUAAAGCAAGGGAUAUUUUAAUUACUUAAAAGGUAAUUUCGGUACUUAAUGUAUUAACAAAAAAUAAAAAUCGGCAUACACAGCUAGUUGUACCUAAUUGUCUUAUAAAUUCCACCAACAGGCACAGAAUAUAUAAUAUAAUCUCAAUGCUUCAGGAUUGUUUAUAAAUGUAGUUUAAUCAUAGGUAUCACAUAUUGUCUGAUUUUUAUAUUUUUCGUUAUAUCACAAAGAAGUUAGAGUAACUAUUUCAACUCUACCUCAAUAAUUCCGAUCUAAUCUAGAAUUAAUAUUUUGUGUUUGUGUGUGUCAAUUAAGUAUUUUAUAGAAGGGAUGUAAUUUUUCAAUUGAUAAAUUUGUGAUUCAAAACACUUGUUACUAAGUAGUAGGUAUCUCCCGAAAACAGAAGUAAACUUAUUUCAAAUUCAUUUUCGUAAUUUUUCCAAUAUGUUCGUUUGAGUCUAUAACUUCUGAAUGAGUGCAUAUAAUUAAAAUAUACAAUAUAAAAAUUAUAAUUUAUGUAUUAAACGUAACAUUUUGGACCUGAAGGGUAUUACGUUAAUCAAUACCCCCAAAGCGACGUUCAGGAGGAACCAUUAGUAUUUUGAAAGUGACUAUUUGAAAAAAGUUUGCAAUGUCAUGUCUAGCAUUUCCCAAUUCCAACAAUUUUAGAUUAAUAAUAAUAGAUUUAUUUAUUUAUUUGUAAAUAUAUGAUUUUAUUAUCCAAAAUGAUUGCAAUUGAUAUUUUGUUUAAAAAUCUCUUUAAUUUUAGCCAUUGUAUACCUAUUAUUUGUCUGUAAUAAUUAUUAUUACAGAUAAUUAAUUGAUAAACUUUCCACUUUUAUUUUAUUUUCAUGCUGUAAGUUAAGUUUGUGUUAUUUCAGCAUCUACGUUACGAAUUGUAAGUAGUUUUAAAUACUUAAUUUUCAAUUGAACAUGCGAAUGCUUGAGAAGCUCUCUGUGUCUAAUUUUAAUAAAACUUAAUAUAAUAAUA